AUGUCGCGCGCGGUCUUGAACAGCCAAGGUCCUGGCAGGAUACCUGGGGGGCAGAUGAUGCGUCGCAUGCUAUUGUCCUCGGAGGUGGCUGCCGACGAGGCCUCCCUGGAGUUCUACGAGAACUGGAACCAAGCGUGGCGCACCCAGUACAAGCACCCCACGUUGGCCAGCCUAGGAAUCGGGAUCGAGUUUGCUCCGCGGAAGGGCCGCCAGUUGAGCUCCGCGCUGAGCACACAGGACGACGACACGGAGAACCAAGUCAUCGGUAAUUCCUCCCUGACCCGUACGGUGGAUCCCACCCUGCCGCCGGCCCUAUACGAAUAUCUGGCCGAGUCGGGAGAUUCCGAGGACGAAAACCUCAUUCAGUUCUUGGCCUGAGUAGUGGUUUAAUUAGCCUUUAAUAAGCCUUCCCAAAAUUCUCAGUUCCCGACUGAUCCGAUCUCAUUUCCAGGAUAUUCGUACUUGAACCAGCGCUGCCGCCUCUGAUUCAAAGGGAUAUGGAUAUGGAUAUGAAUCAGGAAACGGACUGGACCCGCGAGGGCCUCUUGGCGGGUCUUUUAUAGCGUAUCGUUUAACUAACAAAAAACUCUGGAAUAAAAUAGCAUUUCAUUUCGUUUUUGGUGGCACGAA
Messenger RNA from Drosophila ananassae, 630 nucleotides. RefSeq lists its product as uncharacterized. NCBI's taxonomy places the organism in Eukaryota, Metazoa, Arthropoda, Insecta, Diptera, Drosophilidae. The coding region runs from base 1 to 378 and encodes 125 amino acids. The transcript has a single exon. The record is from RefSeq and is a predicted model, not a curated record.